Molecule: messenger RNA, 666 nt
Organism: Botrytis porri
Lineage: Eukaryota; Fungi; Ascomycota; Leotiomycetes; Helotiales; Sclerotiniaceae
Exons: 2
Coding region: 1-666 (221 amino acids)
Source: RefSeq, a predicted model, not a curated record
AUGGUGACCAAAAUUAAGCAGGACUUGGAAAUGAUUCGGUCGUUAAACGAGACUGAAGCCGCUCUCAUCUUUUCAAAUUAUAUUCAAGACACUAUUUCCAUCACAUUCAUCAAUCUUCUCAUUGUCGAAGGAAACUAUAUGUCGCAAUAUGGGGUAUUCAAAUAUAACGCUCCAGACCCGUUUCGCUGGCUCGAUUCCGUCUCCGUGGGAGAGGGACAAAAGAAGACGAUCUACAAACCCAAAAACGAAAACAACGAAGUUGAAUUUGUCUUAUUCGAGAAUUAUCUUGGCAUAUCCAGCAAUUACGAAAAAGGUCUAUACGGCUGGGUCUGCUAUCCAGUAGCUGGUGAAUGGAAAGAAUUUAAGAAAACAAAUCUCAAAGGCCACGAGGAGCGUGGUGCUCUCGUGGCAAAUCUUACUCAAGUGUGGAGUCAUGCAUUGCGAUCACCUGAGAUUGAGGUUAAAGAAAAAUGGGAAUGUAGGACAUGGAGCAGAAAAAUUACGGAAUGGAUGGUAGAUUGGGCAGAAAAUGUGGAUAGCUGGUAUCCUGGCGAAGAAAAGCUUGCGUAUUUGGCCAAAUGUUGGCAACCGAUCGAGAACGAAAAUUGGAACGUUGUUACGGGUCGCGAGUUACGAGGGGCAUGUGAUUCAAAGAAAGAUCAAUAA